Arachis ipaensis is the source of this 3762-nucleotide messenger RNA. RefSeq names its product kinesin-like protein. Gene Ontology annotation, molecular function: ATP binding; microtubule binding; microtubule motor activity. The record is from RefSeq and is a predicted model, not a curated record. NCBI's taxonomy places the organism in Eukaryota, Viridiplantae, Streptophyta, Magnoliopsida, Fabales, Fabaceae. Gene Ontology annotation, biological process: microtubule-based movement.
AUUUGAAGCUAAAAAGAGAUUUCUCAUUUUUCAUAACGGUAACGUUCACCUUAGCCACUUCCUCACUCUUCAGUUCUUCUUCCCUCUCUCAUUGUUUCACAUCAAAAUUUGAAUCCAAACACUUACUUAGUUCUUCUCCCACUCAUACAAACACACUUUCUCUCACUCUCUUCAUAGAUCCACCAUUUUUGCAAGCUCAGCAAAGAAGCCAUGAAGCAAAACAAGGUAGCAACAACAGAGAAUGGUUUCUUGGGGAGCAUUUCUUCCUCCUCAAUCAGAAACCUCAUCAUUCCAAAAUCAUUCUCUUCCACUCGAAACAAAUACACUUCACUUUCUUCCUCAAAUUCAAAUUCAAACCCUAAAGUCCCCAAAUCCAACGCUGAAAACACUCCCCCAGCAGAUCCAAACAUCAUCAACCAUCAACAAUCUCAGAUCAAGGCUCCAAUUUCUCACACCCAAUUGAACGACGAUCCUACAGUGAAGGUUGUGGUGCGAAUUAGACCUGAGAAUAAGAAUAACAAUGCGAAAGAAGGAGAUUCGAAAAUUGAGAAGGUUUCUUCUGAUACAUUGUGUUUGGGGGAUGCACUAUUCACCUUCGACGAGGUUUUUGAUACCAACUCCAGCCAGGAGGAUGUUUUCCAGUCUGUGGGUCUACCGUUGGUUAGAAGCGCUUUAGCUGGUUACAACACUUCAAUUCUGACAUAUGGCCAGUCUGGAAGUGGAAAGACUUAUACAAUGUGGGGUCCCCCAAGUUCCAUUGUUGAGGAGCCUUUGAGUCAAAGUCAACAGGGAAUUGCUCCUCGGAUCUUCAGAAUGUUAUUUACUGAGCUUGAAAGAGAGAAACGUAUGUCAGAUAGGAAACAGUUCAACUAUCAAUGUCGUUGUUCUUUUCUUGAGAUUUGCCACGAUCAAAUUAAAAAUUUACUCAAUCCAAUCCAGCAGAACCUUGAGGUGAAGGAAGAUUCAAAAAAUGCACUGUAUAUUGAGAAUUUGAUUGAGGAAUAUAUCACAAGCUACGAUGAUGUAGCUCAAAUCAUGAUCAAGGGCCUUUCAAACAGAAAAUAUGGAGGCUUUAAGUCUAAUGGGUACAAAUCACACAUCAUUUUCACCUUUGUAGUUGAGUCUUGGUGUAAGGGAAUUUCAAAAAGCUCCAAUGGCUUAAAAAGUAGUAAGAUCAGCCUUAUUGAUCUUGCUGGGCUUGACAGGGAUACAACUGAUCAUGCAGACCAAUAUCAUAUGGAAACCAUAAAUUUAAAGAAGUCAUUAUCUCAGCUUGGCCAUUUUGUGGAUGCUCUGAUUAACGAACCUCAAUUUGCAAAAGAUGAAGCCAACCCACACAAGAAAUCCUGUUUAACACAUUUACUACGAGACUCACUUGGUGGAAAUUCGAAGCUCUCAGUAAUCUGUUCGAUCUCCCCUGAUAACAAGAGUAAUAGUGAAACACUCAGCACACUCAGAUUUGGACAACGAGUAAGAUCCGUUAGAAAUGAGCCAGUUAUCAAUGAAAUAAAGGAGGCUGAUGUUGAUUUCAGUGAUACAAUCAAGAACUUGAAGGAAGAACUUAUCAGGGCAAAGGAUGAUGGGGGUAAAAAGGGAUCCUUCCAAGGGUGUAAUGCACAGGAAAGUCUUAAUCAUUUGAGAAUCAGCAUAAACCGCUCAUUGAUCCUUUCUAACAUAGAGAAUGACACCAAUGAGGUGGUAAAUGUCAAUGAGGAUGACAUAAGGCAAUUGCAGCAGCAGAUUGAUGAAUUGUACAGCUCAUGUGAAGGGAGCCCUAAAGACAUUUCUGUCACUGAAGAUUGUGUCCAGUUUUCUUCUGUUGAAAAUUGUGAUGCAGACAUGCUCAAUGACGGGGACAUUGUGAUAUCAGCAGAUAACAUUGAUUGCAUCGAAAACACUUCAGAAGGCAUUAAAUCAGUCCAUUCGUGCAGUCCAUCUCCAAUACUUGAUGGACCAAAGUUGUCUGAUUCCCCAAAAUUUAGCAAUAACCUAAGGAAAAACGUGACUUUUGCAUCAAGUAAUCUUGGACGUUGGAACAAUGUGGCAGAGAAUUCAAAUUUAGAUGAAGAUUUGUCAAGAAAAUCAUUUAAAGAGUGUCAGCAUAUGCAAUCCUCUUUACGGUCUAGCAAGGCUGAAUCGUUGGCAACAAGCCUCCAGAGGGGAUUACAAAUGAUUGACAAUCACCAGAAGAACUCAGCAUUGAACAAAUCCACAACCUCCUUCUCAUUUGAGCACUUAACCUUGAUGGCAUGCCCAGAAAAUGACCAGGCUGAAUCUUCUGAUCAUACAAUACCGAAUAAGCCUUCCAGUGAUGGAGAAUACACCUCCCUUUGUGCAUCUUGUCGAACAAAAUUAUGCGAUAAGGAUUAUGCUGAGGUCCAAGAUAGCUUGAAAGUCCCAAAACACUUGGAUAAUGUGUGCAUGGAGCAAGCAGCUAGAAUCAAGCAGCUAAAUGAAAUGGUGGAGAAAUUGAAAGACGAAAACAAGAUUCUGAAGGGGACAUCCUCAAUUGGUCAUUUCCCAUAUAUUACAGGGGAAGAAUGUGAAAUUAAAGAAGUACAGGAAGAGUGUGCUAAAAAAGAUAGCUCUUUUGAUGCUAAUGAGAAGGAAUUGCUUCUUGAAGAAAUUAAGAAUCUAAGGAGCAAGCUUCAAUCAUAUGGUGAUGCACCGGUUAAAAAGUCAACCGAUAUACUUAGAUCUUCUUUAAUGUCAAGAUCCAUACAACUGCAGAAGAGUGGUGUGUUUUCUCAUGAAAAUGAUGGGGAAGAGCUAGAGAAUGAAAAGCAGAGAUGGACCGAAAUGGAAAGUGAAUGGAUUUGUCUUACGGACGAACUUAGAGUUGAUCUUGAGUCCCAGCGCCAGCAUGCAGCGAGGGUGGAGGCAGAACUGAGAUCUGAGAAGAAGUGCACAGCAGAGUUGGAUGAUGCACUAAAUAGAGCAGUCACUGGUCAUGCUAGAAUUGUGGAGCACUACGCUGAGCUACAAGAGAAAUAUAAUGACUUGGUUGUUAAGCAUGAGGCAGUAAUGGAAGGGAUAGCAGAGGUGAAAAGGGCGGCAGCAAAGGCCUCAAAAAAGGGACAUGCUCGCUUUGCCAAAUCUCUUGCUGCCGAGCUUUCUGUCAUGAGGGUGGAGAGGGAAAAGGAAUCAAAAUUGUUGAAAAGGGAGAACCAGAUUUUGAAAAGUCAACUCCGAGAUACUGCGGAAGCUGUUCAGGCAGCCGGAGAACUACUUGUUAGACUAAGAGAAGCUGAACAUGCUGCAUCUGUUGCAGAGGAAAACUUUGCAAACGUGCAACAAGACAAUGAGAUGUUAAAAUUGCAAAUUGAAAAGCUGAAAAGUAAACACAAGACAGAGGUUAGUACCAUGAAGCAGUACCUUGCAGAGAGCAAAUUACCAGAAUCUGCACUGCAACCACUGUAUCAAGAGGAUUCUGAAUUGGCACACAACAAUGCCACUUCAUAUACUUAUGAUGAUCAAGCAUGGAGAGCAGAAUUCGGAGCAUCAUAUCAUGAUCAUCAUUACUACUAAUUCAAUUGUUUCUAGCAUCAGAUCCUACUUGGAUCUAGGAGCUCCCUAUAAUGUAACCCAUAUAUGCAUAUAUUCUUUGUAUUCCUACAAACUAUUUUUUGUGUGUUGUAACCUUGCUAUUGCUUUAUCAUCACCACCUCUGUACUAAAUUCUUGAAUUUUUUUGGUAAGCUUGCUACUGUUGUUUAGCAAUGUCGUCUUUUGUCAUUUUUAUUGUAAUCCAACUUGCUAACCA